This is a messenger RNA of Toxotes jaculatrix (banded archerfish), 3855 nucleotides long. RefSeq names its product ras-related protein Rab-39B. NCBI's taxonomy places the organism in Eukaryota, Metazoa, Chordata, Actinopteri, Toxotidae. Gene Ontology annotation, biological process: Rab protein signal transduction. Gene Ontology annotation, molecular function: GTPase activity; GTP binding. Gene Ontology annotation, cellular component: Golgi membrane. The transcript has 4 exons. The record is from RefSeq and is a predicted model, not a curated record. The coding region runs from base 508 to 1149 and encodes 213 amino acids.
AACACACAGCAAACACAGAAAUGAUACCGCGGGAUUCCCCUCUGACAGCGAGCAUCCUGCCUUCGUAAACAUCCACGCUUCUCGGUCUCGAAAGAGAGAACAGAGCCUCGUUCGUGGUUUAUUCGUGGCUCCGGCUGAAAGGCGCAGAUCCUGUUUUUCUUGCACCUGCUCUGGGUGCGUUUUUCUUUCAGCUCUCGCUCGGGCCUGACAUUUAUAAGGAAAUCAGCCCUGACUUCAGGGCCUGCUGCACACCAGCCUCUGUCAUCGGGCUUAAAGACAAACAUCGAGUCCCGGAGGCUUUGUCGCUGUUUCGGCUGAUUUGCUGCGUCCUGAGGAUCGAUCCAGCCAGACUCGUCGGUGCCAUGGAGCCCACAUCAGCCUGGUCCUGAACAGUGUGAGAGCAGCAACCAUUCUGGCCUAAAGUCCACUCCAGUCCUGUUCCAACGCUCACACAACAACAGACAGACCCACAGACCGGCAGAGCGACAGACAGGCAAAGCGAAAGUCAUGGAAGCGAUAUGGCUCUAUCAGUUCCGGCUGAUCGUCAUCGGGGACUCCACGGUGGGCAAGUCGUGUCUGAUCCGGCGGUUCACGGAGGGUCGCUUCGCCCAGGUGUCGGACCCCACCGUCGGCGUGGACUUCUUCUCCCGGCUGGUGGAGAUCGAACCGGGGAAGCGGAUCAAGCUGCAGAUCUGGGACACCGCGGGUCAGGAGCGGUUCAGGUCCAUCACCAGGGCCUACUACCGUAACUCUGUUGGCGGGCUCCUCCUGUUCGACAUCACCAAUCGCCGCUCCUUCCAGAACGUCCACGAUUGGCUUGAGGAGGCCCGAAGCCACGUCCAGCCGCACAGCAUCGUCUUCCUAUUGGUCGGCCACAAGUGUGACCUGGAGGCACAGCGCCAGGUGACCCGCCAGGAGGCAGAGAAGCUGGCGGGGGCGUAUGGGAUGCGCUACAUCGAGACGUCGGCCCGUGAUGCCAUCAAUGUGGAGCACGCCUUCACCGAGCUGACCAGAGACAUCUUCGCCUUAGUGCGGUCCGGGGACAUCACAAUCCAGGAGGGCUGGGAGGGCGUGAAGAGCGGCUUUGUCCCCAACGUGGUUCACUCUUCCGAGGAAGUGACCAAGAGUGACCGCCGCUGUCUCUGUUGAUCUGGAACGAGUCUUGAAUGAUGGGACUGAAGGUGAAAAGGGGAGGGAAGGAUUCAGAGGGGAGCGGCUGACGGACUGAGGUGUCGGCCCUCUGACUGAAACUGUUGGCAACCUUCUACUGUUCUUUCUACAGACUGAAUAAAGAAGGGGAUGUUUGAGGAAUUUCAAUGAAAAGCCUGGUAGGCGACGGCAAAGAACACCUUAAACAUUGGUGGAUAGCUGAAGGAUUGUGGCCAUUUCUAAAUACGUUUUAUCUGUUGGAGAGGAAGGAUCACAGAUGCUCAUUUACUUGCGAGGGCUCCCAUGAUUCAAUUCCUUUAGUUUUGCUAUGGGGCUCUCGCCUGAAUAUUUCCCCCUGAACGUCUUAGAAAGGCCUUAGAAAGAGGAUCCAUUUUGGUGUUUUGCCAAAAUGAGAUGACACGCUUGACCUGUCAUCUUUCUCUCAUUUCCUCUUCCUUCACCUCUCCUCCCCACUACUUCUUAACUUUCUACUCUCCUCCAAUAUGCAAUUACAUGAUCACAUACAAAACGAUCACUUUUACGUUGGUACCCAACAUCCUCUUAGUACAUAUCACUCAGAAAAAUUUAGUCAGCACCCUUCGAUUAAACAUGCCUUGUUAACAAGAAUUGUGUUUCCCUUAUGCUGACAUUUUGCUCCACAUUCCACUAUCAGAACUCAAUGGAGGAGCCCUGGAGGUCCUAAAUUAAACAGGGGAAAACAGAUUUCCUUCCUGGAGCCUUUAUUUUGUUGCUAGAGACCAUUAUUUCUCUGUGGAACAAUUUAGGCCUCCAGUGAGCUCAAUGACAUUGACAACGUGAUUAUAUCUACUAUCAUUCUGCUAAAUACCGCACUAAAACAAAACACUGUCACCCAUCCAGUUCCUAGUGGACUGCUUAAGCAGGAAGAGAUAACGUGUACAGCUUAACUGACGGAGGUGGACUUGUUGGACUAGCUUCACAACUCCUGUCUGCCUUUAACUGGGGUCCAGUUAAGGUGGACUAAUUGGAAUGCUGGAGCCAGAGAGCACCUUUAUGGCCAAGUCCACCUUAACUGUGGAGUAUCACCACAAGCAAACUGGAGACCAUGUAUUUCUCAAAGGCAAGGCUAACAGACCAUGCAGAGGGAAACCUGAUGAACCACGUUACCCACAAUGCAUGCAUACGGACAGGACUGUACCACAACACAGUCAAGGAAAGAAGGUUCAAGUGGCAGGCAUUAAAUCAACCCGACACAGAUACAGGCACAGGAACACUACAAGGUUAACCUUUGUUCUCAGAGAGUGGUUUACAUACCUUUUUUUAUCUGUGUGUGCAAGUGUAACAUCACAUCAAACUUUUAUUUUCGGUUUAACACGUUCCAGUGUUACAGGUGGAUUUAAACGCCAUGUGGCAUCACUAACUGGCUGUAGCAAAUGUCUCCAUUCAAACUGGUUUAAAUUUGGUUUUAAAGUUUUUUUUUAUUCUCUCCAUUAAUAGUCCAGUUAAUCCUAAUUUUCACCUAGAUGCCAAAAUCAGUGCUUACUGCCUGAUGUAGUUCAGUGUGAGUUUAUCUUUUAAAGGAAUAGUUUAACAUUUUGGGACAUUUGCUUAUUCGGUUUCUGGUGGAGAGUUAAGUGAGAAGAUCAACACCACUCUCAUGUCUGUACACUACAUAUGAAGCUACCUCCAGCAGCUGGUUGGCUCGGCUGAGCACAAAGCCUGGAGACAGAGGAAAACAGCAAGCCGAGCUCUCUGAGCCGUCACAGGGCAAACAGCUGAGAGUCCAGGGAUUAACUGUGCCCAGCCAAGAAAUAGUUUGGCACAUAACCUGUACUAAAAUGGUGAACUGCCAUUUUUGCACCAAUUCAACAAACAAGACAUGUUAGUCUGGGAGCUUUAGAGUAGCUGGACUGACCUUUGGUUUGUGACCUCUGAGCCAGACUUGCUGUUUCCCCCUGCUUCCAGUCUUUUCACUAAGUAAUGCUAACCAGCUGCUCCUCUCAUCUGGGCGCAUAAAUGAGUUCACUUCCUGCUCCUAUUAAGGUGUGCAUUUAUUUUAUUGUUACAUUAACUUUAUUAUUUCAGACCAGUGACUGGUGUAAAUGCCAGAGAGAAGAAAGAAUCAGUUAGUGAAUCGUACUGUUCUCAUACCGUACUGACUGGGAAGGAUGAAAGAAGAAAAACGUCUACAAAGGUCAAUCAAAGUCAGCAGGUGAUUCAUCUGCUACUAAUCUAGUACAUAUUCUUAUGAAAUCAACACUGGACCAAAUACAUUAAUCUGUUUACCCUGACCUCUAAGCACUGAGAAGGAACAGAAAGACACUUCCAGCUAAAUGUACCUUAAAUUACCUGCCAUGGUUACCUGGAUGGCUUGGUGUGCAUCUUGAUAUCUAUUGUUUUGCAGAGUCCCCACCUGAACUGUUUUCCCCUCCCUCUCUCGAUAUGAAGAAAUUCAACUGUCUGAUUGAGAUACUGUUGUAGAUGUAGGAAAAAUAUUAUGGUUUGAUUUAGAUCUUUUUUUUAAAAACUAUGUUGACUGACUAUUAAUCUGAUCUGAAGUCCCACAUAACUCGCCCAUGUAUAUUCCUGCUACGAUCACAACACGGAUUAUUUAUUUUUAAAAUGUAUUUAUCCAGUAGUCAUUACAGUCCUCUGUAGGGCAGUGAGGAUGCUGUAAGUGCUUCAUUUGCUCACACUGUGUGCUGUCUUUAUACAUGUUUCCAAAGA